UUCGGGGGACAAAAUAUUCAUGGUUUUUGUGGUUGAAGCUCUGACCAAGAAUGAAACGAUUUUGACUAGCUUUACCUGCAGUGCAAUCAGCAACCAUAUUAUCUACGAAAUAUCUCUAUAUUGCUGAACCACGAAUAUUUUGUCCCCUGAAAUUACCGCCUAUACGGUAUAUACGUAGAUUUUAAACCGUUCUGAUAAGAGAUAUGCAAAUUAAAUAUUGCACACUCAGUCACUAAAGUUUAUAUAUACGUACAAAUUAUGCACAUGUAAUUAGUACAAAUACUAUGAUGUCAAAAUUAUGACGUCAUAUUAUCUCAGAUGCCUGGUCACGGUGGUGAGCUACUGCUAUAGUGUCGGACACGUUUGUACAAUACCAAAGUGGAUAUUGUGAGCCCAUGCAUCAUUCUACUUUGAGCUACCAUUUGGAAAUAUACGAGACAAGAUGCCACUGUUGCCAUUACUGACCAGGUGUUGUAUAAAGUGAUGCAGAUGACAAACCAUUAACAUCGGAGCAGGAGGACGCAGUCUUAGGAGAAGCGGGAGAAGAAAACGGUGAAGAACUUUCUUCAACAUGGCCACAAAAAUGAAGGAAAAGGCAGCUCAUGCAAAACACUACACAGCUGAAGUACCUGCUAGCGAUGAGAUGUACAUGCAUGUAGCUGCUUUGAGCUAGCCAAGUGAGACUCGGACAUGGUGUUAAUUGUCUGGGAAACUAAUGGCCUUGAUGAACAGAAGUGAGCAGGUGAUGACUGAGUUGAGGCACCAAGGGAUCGACUCCCAGGAAACGAGUGAGGAUGGCACUCAUAUGCUCUGGUUUCUCCGCUCUGUUGGGUUCACCCUAAGUCAAUGUGAUGGUGGCCUGUCUUUCGGAGAUCAUAUGGACAUGUGUACUACAAGACCACACCCUUCUCUUCGUCAUACACUCACCCACACCCUCAAGUCCUCUUCGACACAAGCAAUGACUCUCAAGUGUGUGUGCCGGUGUUCAUAUAAGAAUAAGAAAUCACAGAAAGAGAAGGUAUUUGCUGCUCCAUUCAAGACGUCAGACGUACCUACAGUCAAAACAAAAGAACGAAAGUAAGUAUUAUUGCUUAUUGUGACAAAAGUAUCCUUCUCAAAUGCACACAAUACAUUCGUAAUGUAGGAAAACGUUGGUACUAAUUUACUUUGUGGGUUUGGAACCUGCCAAAAUCGAAGCCACCACAGUUGAGAGAGCUCUGUGUGAAUUAAGCACAAGCAUAAGUUUUGACAUUGCUUGCAAAGUCAUUCAAGACAGAAAGAAGGAAGUGCUGAAGGAAUUGAAGGAAAUUAAAGCUAAACUAAGACAAGUUCAAGAAGAACAACAAAACAGCAAGAAGGCCAUUGACACAUUAAAAAACGAUGAUUGAGAAAAACUCUCACGUUUUUGCCGUGGAAAGCACGUCGUGGAGUGUUUCUCUGAGUUCGAAUUUGGCUAAACUAUUCCUAAUGUCUGAAAGUAGAGAAAUAGGAGACGAAGCCAUCAAGGUUAUUAAUCAGAAUUGUUAUUUAUACAAACCUAGGCACAAAUGAGAGUAUGUAUGGACAUGGAUGAUAGGACAGACACGGAGGUACUGUCAAUAACUCUAAAAUGGUGCAAAAAAGGUUGAGCGACAUGCGUAUCGAUGAAAGGCGCAAGGUGCUAGGUUGCCAACCUUACAAAGGAUUUCCCCUAGCAACCUAGCCAAAGAGACUGUGAGAACUUUGAAGGCUCCCAUGGACCGAGAGAUCGAGACAGCAUACACCCAUAAUUUAGCCCUGCUAAGAAAGUAUGCAAGAGAAAACCCCAUUGAAGCUCAACAACCUGCACACCAAUCGGCAGUCAUCGAGUCGUAACAUUGCCAAGAGAUUUGCAGUAAUGGAGCAACUCUACUUCCUAGUGAACAAGGGUGUAGCACCAGAAGAUGCUACAGUAAGAGUAAGAAUUGGAGAUGAUCUAUAGUCCAUCUAGCUACUCACCUCUCAAGAAGUGCGGCAGUAUGCCUUCAAUAUUCACCCUCACACACUCAACUCUUCCAAGGAGAUCUACCAGCAUGG
This is a messenger RNA of Halichondria panicea, 2055 nucleotides long. RefSeq lists its product as uncharacterized. Bases 716 to 1081 code for a protein of 121 amino acids. NCBI's taxonomy places the organism in Eukaryota, Metazoa, Porifera, Demospongiae, Suberitida, Halichondriidae. The transcript has 10 exons. The record is from RefSeq and is a predicted model, not a curated record.